Molecule: messenger RNA, 2546 nt
Organism: Diprion similis
Lineage: Eukaryota; Metazoa; Arthropoda; Insecta; Hymenoptera; Diprionidae
Product: extensin-3-like
Exons: 2
Coding region: 214-2097 (627 amino acids)
Source: RefSeq, a predicted model, not a curated record
CCUGUACAAAGAUUGCACGCUUCCGAGAGCCGCCUGAUUUGUGACUGACUCAGACCGCGUGACGCUGUUUUUUUUUUCUGCCUCUUUUCAUUCCGCCGAAUCGCAGGGCGUCAACACUGUGAGGUGAUAAAAAACGCCAACAUCGAAUUAUCCACGGGUGAAAACGCAUUAAAUCCGCGGAGGAAUGUCAGAGGAUAAUUAUAGCGCAAAACAAUGAAGCGUGAAGUUGAAAAUGUGCUCUGCUCGGUACUUUUUGGCAUUCUCCAAGUGACGUCGCACGCUUCUACAUCGCACGUGAACCACUGCAGAGUGAUUAUCGAGACAUCACAUUCGUUCCAUAUCCCGUUCGACAUCGUCGAGAUGGUGAUGGUCGUUGCACCGCGCAUUGAGCAGCCUGCGUCGGAGGGCGCACCAGCUGAGAGCUGGGCAAAGAAGUUCCAACACCACGUAGAUCAAGCCCAACAGCGAGAAGGGAAUCAAUCCGACUCUUUCUCUGGCUUCAACAUGACCUGUGACCGGUCUUUUCACGCUUCGAGACUUCCGGAGGGGAACGUUUCAAAUCUGGAAACUCCACCUCGUCCCCCAGGUCCCGUAGAGUCUGCAGAAAAUUACGACGAAUCUCGUCGUCAGGAACAAUAUGGGCCACACUCCACAUGGCGGCAGGAAACUGCAAAUGAAGAUGACGCUAGCUCAUCCUCGUCCUGGUGCUCGUCAUCGUCGUCAUUCUGUUCUGACGAUGAGUACGCCGAGUGCAGAGAACUUCCCAGAGCACAGGGCAGUCAUCCACCUCCGGAACAUUUACCUCCGCCGUCAUAUCUGCCUCCCCCACCUCAUCACGGACAUCCGCCACCUCCGCCACCCGUUCAUCACGGAUUCCAUGGACCUCCACCCCCUCCCCAUCACUACGGCCACUAUGGACCACCUCUAUCACCUCAUCACGGACACUUUGGACCACCCGGUCAUCCGCCACCUCCACCGCCCGGUCACCACGGAUUCUACGGGCCGCCAACCCCACCUCCCCCACCGCAUCAUUACCGUCAUCAUAAACCACCUCCAUCACCUCAUCAGAGACAUUUCGGACCACCAGGACAUCCGCCACCUCCACCUCCGGGUCACCAUGGAUUCCGCGGACCCCCACCUCCACCUCUUCCACCGCAUUACUACCAGCAUCAUGGACCACCUCAUCAUCCUCCACCCCCACCUCCUCCCGGUCAUCAUGGUCACCAUGGACCAGCUCAUCCUCCACCUCCUCCAGGUCACCAUGAUCAUCAUGGGCCAGCUCAUCCUCCACCUCCUCCCGGUCAUCAUGGUCACCAUGGACCACCUCAUCAUCCUCCACCCCCACCUCCUCCCGGUCAUCAUGGUCACCAUGGACCGCCUCUUCAUUCUCCACCCCCACCUCCUCCCGGUCAUCAUGGUCACCAUGGACCAGCUCAUCCUCCACCUCCUCCUGGUCAUCAUGAUCACCAUGGACCAGCUCAUCCUCCACCUCCUCCCGGUCACCAUGGACCAGCCCAUCCUCCACCCCCUCCCGGUCACCAUGAUCACCACGGACCAGCUCAUGCUCCACCACCUCCCGGUCAUCAUGGUCACCAUGGACCAGCUGUUCCUCCACCUCCUCCUGGUCAUCAUGGUCACCACGGACCAGCUCAUCCUCCACCUCCUCCCGGUCAUCAUGAUCACCAUGGUCAUCAUGGGAAAGGCAAUUCUCCACCUCCACCUUCACCUCCACCUAGCUAUCAUGAUCGCGAUGGACCAGCUCAUCCCCCUCCUCCGCCUUCUUCCCCUCAUCACCGUGAUCACCAUGGAGUACCGCAUCAUCCACCAGCACCAGCUCGUCGUCAUCGCCGUCACAGUCAUCAUGGACAUCACGAAAACAACGGGCAUGAAGGUCACCAUGAUCAUCACGGACCACCAAGGCCAAGACAUCGUCUUUCCUCAGGGCAGCAUCCGCCAUACGGUCGUCACGAGGAUUCGAACGGACCACCACGCGAUCGCAAAGGCGAUAAGAACGGAGGUCAUCACGGGCAUCGCCGUAACCAUGGUCAUCGGAAGAAUACCGAAGACUUCGGGGAAUCAAGAUACCGUACGGAAUAAGAAUCGUUCGGUUGUAGGAAAGGCUAAGGGCCUUUCCAGCAAUGGCGAGAUAUAUUGUUACGUGAUCGGAACUGCGAGCCAUUGCAUAUAUACUAUCCUAUAUCCUCUUAUAUUCAUAGAUGUACUCCGUUAAUCUGAUUCUCAAAGGAGGAGGCAUGUUUCCCUUUGGAGAAUACAGCUGCUGUUAUUAAUAUAGCGUCAAAGGAUACCCCGGCGACUGCAACUCCAGCAUUACAGCAUUAUUUACAUAUAUAUUCAACUUGGCAUACGAUAUAUACUCAAUGUUUAUUAAUCCUGUUUCUCGUGCAUCGAGCAGAGAUAACAUAUUAUAUUAAACGUACGUGCACAUAUGCGUAUGUUUCUGACAAUUAUUAUACUUACUUAAUACGUUCAUCGUUGUUAUACUAUAUGGGAUAUGGAUCAAUAAAGGUUAAAUAAAAUUAAACAAA